This is a messenger RNA of Octopus sinensis (East Asian common octopus), 5238 nucleotides long. RefSeq names its product F-box/LRR-repeat protein 16. Bases 3570 to 5063 code for a protein of 497 amino acids. Lineage: Eukaryota; Metazoa; Mollusca; Cephalopoda; Octopoda; Octopodidae. Gene Ontology annotation, molecular function: protein binding. The record is from RefSeq and is a predicted model, not a curated record. The transcript has 3 exons.
UUAUAUAUAUAUAUAUAUAUAUAUUUAUAUACGUGUUUGUUUUGGUGGUGGUAGUUGAAUUUUCGUUACCAUUACAACCACACUACCACUACUACCACCACUUCGUCGUUAGACUCCUACUUACAAGCCACCCACAUGAAGAUGCGCAAAUGUUGUCAUGCUCAGGUGGAGAUUGGUUUUGGAAUCAGCGAAGCCGACCACUACACCGACAAACAUUCUGGGAUGGCACGGAAAAGAAUUCUCUUCAGCUGAAUCUUCCUUCUUUAUUUUCUUCUGUUUAUAAUUUGCGACAGACAAGGAUAUUUUAUACGUGUGUGUAAAUGUUAUAUAUAUAUAUAUAUAUGCCAAAUAGAUUUUGCAUAUAUAUAUAUCUGUAAUAACUCUGAGGGAAAAAUAAACCGCAUACUCUGAAAAUGAUAAUCAGAUAAUGAAAAAUUACUAAAAAUAUUGAACUUGCUCGUUCACGCACAAAUCGAGGGAUUUAAAAAGAAAAAAAGGAAAUAGAAAACAAAAAGGAUAGAUAAACAAGAAAAGAGAAAGCGAAAGAGAAACCAAGCGGACGAUGUUCGGUUGAAAUACGUGUCAUUUUAUACGUCCAUAUAAAAUGAGUUGAUUAUUACACGUUGUGGAAAAGUUAUAUAUAUAUAUAUGUGAGUGUGUGUGUCAUAUAUAUGUGCAUCUAUAUAUAUACAUAUUCUAUCGGAAUAUUCAUGCGCAUAUUAUGUGAUUGAUAUUUCUUGUUCAGAAGAGAGCUCAUUGCUAAACAAAACUUGCUCUUUCGCCUACCACUUUCAAUACAUCCGUACAGUCAUUCAUUUCAUAUGUAUUUUCGUCUUUUUUUUAUCUGUUUGCUUCAAUGACCCUGUUUCUUACAUUGGAUUGAAUGCUUGUUUCGUUCGAUCGCCAAUCUAUUUCUGAAAGAAAAAGAAGCUAAAAAGGAUAAACAAAAACAGCUGUGGGGGAUUUUUUUUUAACGUUCAGAUCAUACUACAUCUAUUCUAAUUUGAUCUAUCACAUCAAAAAAAAAAAAAAACCCGUCCUUUAUUUUCUUCUCCCUCUCUUUUCUCAAUAUCUAUUUAUGUAACCAAGAAUAAGAAUGAUAAAAUUAUGAAAUAACCGACAAGUAUUUGUGUGUGUAUAUUUCUCUCUACAUUUGAAGCGAAAGGGUAUGUGAAAAUGAAAUAACGUGAGUGGAUUUUUUUCAAACCAAUACUCAUCCAAGUGAAUCAGGAAGAAAAAUAUAUAAAUAUAUUGCAAAGUUUUUUUUUUGCUUUUUUUUUCCUGAAGCAAUUACACCACUAAAGGAUCUUGAAAUUGUGAAAGCUCCCUCAAAACUGCUAGAAAUAAUUCAUAAGUCGGAAGUGAAACUAUACCUGCUUAACGGAUAAUUUGUCUUUACAUACAUUUAUACAAACACACACACACACAUUUCCUGGUGUUAUUUAAGCUUGUUUUUUUGAGUGACAUCCAGUUGGCAUGAAAAUAAUAAUAAUAAUUUUCCCGACAAAAAAGUAUAAAACAGCAAUAAACUGUUAUACUACGACUAUUCCAUAAUAUAGACCUUUUAGCUUUCUAAAACUAGCAUCCUUGCUUAAGAUUCCGGACAGAGGGGAAGGAGUACAUUCAUUCAUACUGGAAACGGAUACCCUACCUAUUUACCAUUUCUAUCUAUCACUAUCUGUUUGUCUGUCUGGCUGUCAUUCAUUUAUUCAAUCAUUAUAUAGUGUGAUUUAUUCAGCACAAGCGAGAAAAUCUAGAAAAGGAGUAAAGUACACUAAUUUACUAAUAGAUACUUCCCUUGUGUUAAGGUUGUUGUUGCUACUACUAUUCUUAUUGUUGUUUAUUCCCACUACCACCCCUCGUUUGUUUUAUAUUAUGUAGUAAGCCUAAUUAGAAAUGUAAAUGUUAUUUAUCAAUUAUCUCCAUUCUCGAUUCUGAUCUAAUUUAUUAAUUUGUAUCAACUUAAAAACAAAAAAAAUAAUAAUUAAGUCCAAAUCGAACCCCACCCAUGCAAAGCUUGUAAAAAUUUACAUUUCUAAAUUGUAAAACGUCGCUUUUAACCUUGUCUAUUAUUUGUCUGCAACGAAAGAAUAAGCUAUCAGAUGAUUUUAUAUUUAGUAUCAUUAAUUAUCGAUAUGUGGUUUUCACAACACAUUUGAAAAUUCCAUGCCAUAGACUUUAGUGUAGUCAGCUAUUACUACUAUCACUUAUAACUUUACAUAAUCUUCAAUGUUUUUUUUUCUUAAUUAAUUAGAAUAAUAAUGUAAUAAGAAAACUGCAAUUAAAUUAUUCCUAAAACUUGAACAUCUCGUGUAUCUGAAUGAAAAUAAUUAUAUAUUUAUACUGUAUGUAGGUAGGAAAUCGAUGAUAGAAAGAUUCCCUUCAGUUUUAUGCAAAUAUUUCAUGAACCAAACACUUGUAUAUUGAUUCCUUGGAACAGUUUGUAACAAGAGCUAGUGUAGUGUAGUUGUAUCAAAUUAUAUACAUACAUAUUAUAGGUAUAUCAGUUUACUGUUUAAUAUACAAAAACCUAAUUCAUUUAUUAUUCACGACCACACCAAUACACACACACAUUUAUAAUCGACAUAUACAGACUUUGUGUAAAUAUAUAUGUGCGUGUGUAUCUCAUUAAAAGAGUAUAUAUUAUAACAAGGUUAGAUUUGUUUAGAAAAACAAAAAAAGCAAUUAGCAUUCAGUUCAAAUUAAAAACAAUAAUAAUAUUAGGGGGGAUAUAUUCUGAUCAGUGUUUUUUUAUUCUCCUGUCAGCCAAUGUUGCUUUUGUUGAAUUCUCUGUGAUUGACCAGAAGAAUUAAAUGUUCCGGUCUUAACGACCCAGUUUAGAAAUUCUUAAAAUGUGAUUUCUAUUCUCAACCUUUCCCACUCUAUCUACUUUUCCCCCCUCUCUUUAUCACUCUCUUCCUCUUUUAUUUCUUUGAGCAAUUCAUGCCGCCGUCGUUAACAAGGGCAGCGGAUAGAAGACACGAUCCACACACUAUUUAAUAACUCCUUGAGGUUUUUCUUUAAUCCUUUUGAGAUUUUAUUUUCAAAAACGUUCUGCUCAAUCUCUCUAUCUCUUUCUCUUUUGCCUUCACUCCUUCUCUCUCUCUCUCUCUCUCUCUCUCUCUCUCUUCUCUCUCUCUCUCUCUCUCUCUCUGGAAUUAGCAUUUGAGUGUGACUCGUUAUAUUUCCUUUCAGUGCCUACCAAUUUAUAUAUUAUUAUAGAACACACUAUAUCUGCCUAUCUUUAUCCCCAACGAGAAACUUAACGAAACCUUUGUACACGAGAUAAAUUUCUUAAAUAGGAUUUCAUGACCGUUUGGUAGAAGAAUUUAAGGUCAAUUAAUAAUCAUAAUAAAUUACGCCUCCGACCGAAAGCAUUGGUGUACUAAAAUACAACCGCAAACAUUCAAAGAAAACUAGAAGAAAUCAAACCAUGUGAUAAAAACAAGCCAGAAUUCUAUCUCGGUAGUGAAAGAUGCCAAUGUAAUUCAUGCUCAUCGGAAAGCAGUAGGGUUAUAUCUUGUCGAGCGUGUACAUGUGUCUGGACAGUGUGGGGCAAGUGGAAUAAUAUGUCGACUAUACGUAGGGCUUAUAUGGAAUUGUCGAAUGGGAUCAGGGGCCUUCGUUUACAUAGGGACCAGACUCCUCAGGCUUCGGCAUCCACUUCGUCAAAGGAUGCUUCGAUUACGACACAAAUUCCUUCGUUAAUCUCAUCUAAGUCAACCGUGCCCAAUACUUUGUCUUCAACAACUGGGGUUGGAGGCAAAAUCUUGCGUCUUUCGAAACCAAACCAGACCUACAACAGCAAUGUUAUUAACACGUCGUCUUCUUCAACCUCUUCGACUGUAUCAUCAGUUGCCAUUCGAAGGAUGCGAAUAUUAAAUGGGCGGUAUAGCCCCACAUCUGUCCAAGAAUUAUUUUUAGACGAGAAAUUUCUGUCCCGCUUCUUUUCGUAUUUUUCGCCUCAGGAGAAAGGUGACUUAGCACGAGUGUGUAAACGAUGGAGAAAUAUUCUAUAUAACGUGUGUUACUGGACAGAUGUCAUACCUGUUAUAUCAUGUCGAAAAUGGUGUAACGAUGUAGAAGGCAGAAAUAAAUUUUUCGAAAGCCUAAUUCUGCGAGGCUUUGACUCGAUAUGUUUAUUUGGGGCGACAGACGAAGAUAUUCAGGACUUUGUUAACAAUUUCCCCCCUUGUAGGAAACAAAUUCGGUCUAUCAGUGUACGUUGUUCAAAUGUAACGGAUGUCGGGCUCGAAUUGAUGUUUAAGAAAAUGACUUCUGUUUAUCGUUUGGAACUUUCUGGUUGUAAUGAAAUCACAGAGACAGGUUUGUGGUCGUGUUUGAACCCCAAAAUUGUCUCACUUUCUGUAAGCGACUGCAUCAAUGUAGCAGACGAUACGGUCGGCGCCAUAGCACAGUUACUUCCGUCUCUGUACGAACUUAAUCUUCAAGCCUACCAUGUUACAGAUGCUGCUCUUUCUUUCUUCAGUGCCAAACAGAGCUAUACCUUAUGCAUUCUUCGUCUGCAGUCGUGUUGGGAAAUUACUAAUCACGGUAUAGUAAAUAUUGUACAUUCGUUACCAAAUCUUACCGUCCUCAGUCUAUCAGGCUGCAGUAAAAUAACAGAUGACGGAGUUGAACUUAUAGCGGAAAAUCUUCGGAAGUUACGCCUUUUGGACUUAUCUUGGUGUCCUAAAAUUACCGACGCCUCUUUGGAAUAUAUUGCUUGCGAUUUAAGUCAACUACAAGAACUUGUUUUGGACAGAUGUACUCAUAUAACCGACAUAGGAGUGGGUUACUUAUCUACGAUGACAUCAUUGAUCAAACUCUACCUAAGGUGGUGUACACAGGUGCGAGAUUAUGGUCUUCAACAUUUGUAUUCUAUGAGAAAUCUGCGGUUGUUAUCUUUGGCAGGUUGUUCACAAGUAACAAGUCAUGGACUCUGCGGACUGGUGAAUCUUCGUAACCUCGAAGAAUUGGAGCUGACAAACUGUAACAGUGCCACGGCAGACCUCUGUCAAUAUCUCCGUGACAAUAUUUCUGGCUGUUUAGUCUUAGAAUAACCAACUUUGUUUUUGUUUUUUUUUUUUGUUCUUUUUUUUUUCUAUGUGACUUUCUUCAUUAUAUUCCGCCUUGCCCUGUCUCCCUUUCUUCUGAAAAAAAAAAACACGAAAAAUAAUAAAACAUGCCAUCUCUCUCCAUUCCACAACAUAUCCUCAAUUAUUAUUAUUAUUACUA